This is a messenger RNA of Vigna angularis (adzuki bean), 713 nucleotides long. RefSeq names its product snakin-2. The transcript is spliced from 3 exons. NCBI's taxonomy places the organism in Eukaryota, Viridiplantae, Streptophyta, Magnoliopsida, Fabales, Fabaceae. Bases 82 to 381 code for a protein of 99 amino acids. The record is from RefSeq and is a predicted model, not a curated record.
UAAAUACCUUCUCUUCAUGCUUCUCAUUCCAAUAACACAUAAACUUCAUCAUCAUCAUCAUCAUCAUCAUCACCUUUAGCCAUGGCUCUUUCCAAGCUCAUACUCGCUUCCCUUCUCGCCUCGCUUCUCCUGCUUCAUCUCGUUGAUGCUAAUCAAUCGGUGCAAGCACAAUCGCAGGGUUCUCUUCUUCAGCAGAUAGACUGUAAAGGAGCAUGCGGUGCGAGGUGCCGUUUAUCAUCUCGUCCUCGUCUCUGCAAAAGAGCUUGUGGAACUUGUUGCAGUCGCUGCAACUGCGUCCCACCUGGUACUGCUGGAAACCAAGAAAUGUGUCCCUGCUAUGCUAGCUUAACUACUCGUGGUGGCAAACGCAAGUGCCCUUAAAUUUCAUGCACAAUUCUUUCAUAUUAUAUAUUAUAUCAUCAAAUAAUAUAUAUAUAUAUAUAUAUAUAUAUAUAUAUAUAUAUAUAUAGUGUGUGUGUGUGUGUUCUUGAGUGAAAGGUGAAGAAUAACGUUCUGAAAUAUCGAACCCCUUUUUCAAUUCUUGUUGAAUCAUCGAGUCUUGACGUGGAUAUGUAUAUUUAGACACUACAAAAAUUAAGAACUAUGUUGAGUUUCUGUUAAGGUUGUACUUGCCUUCGUUGUAAUGUUUCAUCGUUUGUAUCAGUGAGAAUUACGCCAUUUUAUUUAUAAUAAUUUAUGUAUUUGACUUUGUA